This is a messenger RNA of Penicillium maclennaniae, 282 nucleotides long. RefSeq lists its product as uncharacterized. The record is from RefSeq and is a predicted model, not a curated record. NCBI's taxonomy places the organism in Eukaryota, Fungi, Ascomycota, Eurotiomycetes, Eurotiales, Aspergillaceae. Bases 1 to 282 code for a protein of 93 amino acids. The transcript has a single exon.
AUGAAUGAGAUUGUGCAACUGGGAACGCUACCCCGAUCGAAGCUACCGACCACCACUUACGAUAAAGCAUCAUCGUACUUCGAAGCCCUGGCGGAGCUACACAUUGAACAUCUCAUAAGUCAAAGGAACGAAGCGGAUGUCUUGGAGGAUGUACCGGUGGAUGUCUUGGCGGAUGACUUUCAGCGCAAGUUUGUGGCCAGAUUUCUCUUCCGGAAGCUUGCCCGUGACCAGGAACAAAGGAAGCAAUGGAAUUUCCGUGAUAGAGGCCCAUUUCAUGUUUGA